Molecule: messenger RNA, 1416 nt
Organism: Acanthosepion pharaonis
Lineage: Eukaryota; Metazoa; Mollusca; Cephalopoda; Sepiida; Sepiidae
Source: the annotation of a GenBank genome assembly
AUGCUUCUCUUUCUUUUUAAUCAUUUAACUUGUUCUCUUUUUCUUCCUCCUCUUUAUUUGGGUUGCUAUGAUUUUGAAGAAAAAGAUGUUCUUGGAGGUGAAGCCUGCUUAUGGGCAGAAUAUAUUGAUAAUGAAGAAAUUAUGUCCAGACUCUGGCCUGCUGCAUCAGCCACAGCAGAAAGAUUGUGGAGUAGUAAAGAUGUAAAAGAUAUUGAUAAGGCUGGACGUCGUCUCUAUGAACACAGAUGCCGAAUGCUAAGUCGUGGACUCCGUGUUGGUCAAAUAAAUGGACCCGACUACUGCCCACGUCAUGGACGAAUGAGGGAAUAUGAGAGACCGAUAGUACAGGAACCAGUGUGCGAAGGCUGUUCAAAACCAGUUGAAGCCGAUGGUCUUACAUUUGUUGCUGUCUUUGUCGUGGCUGCUCUCCUUGGAGGCGUUCUCGUGCAGUAUUCCCACAAUGGAGGUCUGGUUGGCAACCUGAAGGCCUGUCGGAGUCGCACCAUCAUGUUUACAUUCAUGCUUCUGCUUUUACUCUAUGUUAUGUGUUAUACGACUAUCUGGGUGCGUAUCAUGGAUCUGAAGCGUAUCUAUCCUUGGCGGCAGAAAUUUCUUUUUCUCUCUUUUUUCUUUUUCUCUCUCUUUUUUUUCUCUCUUUUCUUUCUCUCUUUUCUCUCUCUUUUCCUCUCUUUUUCUCUCUUUUCUCUCUCUUUUCUCUCUCUUUUUCUUCUCUCUUUUCUCUCUCUUUUCUCCUCUCUUUUCUCUCUCUUUUUCUUCUCUCUUUUCUCUCUCUUUUUCUUCUCUCUUUUCUCUCUUUUUUCUUCUCUCUUUUUUCUUCUCUCUUUUUUCUUCUCUCUUUUUUCUUCUCUCUUUUUUCUUCUCUCUUUUUUCUUCUCUCUUUUUUCUUCUCUCUUUUUUCUUCUCUCUUUUUUCUUCUCUCUUUUUUCUUCUCUCUCUUUUCUUCUCUCUCUUUUCUUCUCUCUCUUUUCUUCUCUCUCUUUUCUUCUCUCUCUUCUUUCUCUCUCUCUUUUCUUCUCUCUCUUUUUUCUCUUUUUCUUCUUUUCUUCUCUUUUCUCUUUUCUUUUCUUUUCUUCUCUCUUUUUCUUUCUUUUUUCUUUCUCUCUUUCUCUUUUCUUUCUUUUUUUUUCUUUCUCUCUUUUUCUUUCUUUUCUUUCUCUUUUCUCUUUUUUUCUUUUCUUUUCUUUCUCUCUCUCUUUUUUCUCUUUUUCUCUUUUUACUCUUUUUUCUCUUUUUCUCUUUUUUUUUUUUUUCUCUUUUUCUCUCUUUUUUUCUCUCUUUAUUCUUUUCUCUUUCUUUUUCUCUUUCUUCCUUUCUUUACUUCCUCUUUCUUUCUUUCUAUUUUAUUUCUGUCUUUCUCUCUUUUAUCUUUUAUGCACAAUUUGUUUCUUUUUAUAG